CAACAAUCCUUAACGACCCGAAUGGAUCGCAUGCCGACCCUGGAACUGCGAAUGGAGAGUUAUGAAGCCAGCACCGCUCCAUAGUCUAAUCAGCCCGUCGCCUGCACUGCUGAGGUUCCUAAAGUCCCAAGUCGAAUGUCCUCGGUCCCCGAGUGCACUCUCAUCAUGUCGCCGCGCGGUCUCGACGCAGACCCGCCGCCACGCUUCUGCCAGCAGCUUGAAACCAAAGGCGACAUUGCGGACCCAAACUUCUACGCUUUCGGCUUCGCAAUGGCCUGCUCUUGACCCUGCGUUGCGACCUCGAUGCCCGCAGGUGGCGAUAUUUCCACGGACUCCGAGACUUGAGACUCAGCAGUAUAACCCUUUCGUCUCGUUUCGCCGUCCUUUUACAAGCGGUACUCGGAACCAUGGGUGGGCUCUGUGGGGGGGCAGAAAGGAGAAACCAGUCAAAAACAACACACGGAGUGACCUCCCUCCGUUGUCUGGCUUCUUGGGCGACAAUGGGGGUCUGGGGCGAGUUUUGCGGCCUACAAACGACCUGAAACUGCGGUGUACUGAGUUUGACGAGUGCGGUAAUGUCACCCUUGUGAAUGGAGAGUUCAAGAAGAGCGAGCUCAUUGCUAAGUAUGGCUUGCUACCUCGCGAUCUCCGCAAGAUCGAUGCCUCUGUGCUACCGCAUAUCCUCGUCCGCCCCUCUGCGAUCCUUCUGAACCUACUUCACCUCCGUGUUCUCAUAAAAAACAACCGCGUGUUGGUUUUCGAUGCCUAUGGUACCACAGACUCGUACUCGCAGUCACAAUUUAUGUAUGAUCUGGAGGGAAAACUACGCCAGAAAGAGAACGCGGCGAAUGGGACGCUGGCAUACGAGUUCCGUGCUCUAGAAGCUGUACUCUUGAGCGUGACGCAAGGACUAGAGAGCGAAUUUGAAGGCGUGAGCGAGCCUGUAGUACGGGUUCUGCGAGAAUUGGAAGAGGACAUCGAUCGAGACAAGCUCCGAUAUUUGCUCAUCUACUCUAAGAAACUCGGCACGUUUGAGCAGAAAGCGCGUUUAGUGCGAGACUCGUUGACAGAGUUGUUAGAAGCGGAUGACGAUCUGUCGUCUAUGUACCUCACCGAAAAGUCGGAGGGGAAGAUACGAGGUGAGGAUGACCACACUGAGGUUGAGAUGCUGUUGGAGAGUUACCAUAAGGUCGCCGACGAGAUUGUUCAGGCGGCUGAGAAUUUGGUGUCAAGCAUCCGAAACACUGAGGAGAUCGUCAAAGCAAUCCUCGACGCAAAUCGCAACUCGCUUAUGUUACUCGAGCUCCGGUUCUCAAUCUUCACCCUCGGCCUCGGCGCUGGUACCUUCGUUGCUGCUCUCUACGGCAUGAACUUGAAGAACUUCCUAGAAGAAUCCGACCUAGGUUUCGGCGCCAUCUCCGCUUGGUGUACCCUAUUCGGCGUCAUUGUCUGCGUUUACGGCAUCAAGCAUCUGCGAAAAGUGCAGCGGGUGAGUAUGUGGGGCGAGCACGGCGUGAAAGCCAAGCAAAAGCGCACUUGGCCAGACUGGGGCCUCGUGGGUGGCCCCGGAGGCGCGGAUAGGGAAAGAUUAGGGAUGGGCGUCGCGGCGGAGCGAGAGAAAUUCGCUGCCAUCGCUGCGAGGGAUAAAGCGUGGGCCGAAAAAGCAAUAGCUAAGAGGAGGAAGGAAGACGGUUGCGGACCAUUGACUAAAAUCGAGUAAAUAGGCGUACGACAUGCCACCUAAUUUCAGGGGGUGUUUAUAGGGAAGAGUCUCUACUCUUAUCUUGUCGUGCGAUUUCUGGGUCUCUCUUCUCUCAAUAUAAGACUGGGAAUUAGAGAGUUGGUUCCUGCAUAGCGAAGGCGUUUCAGGGGCGACUGCCGCAAGGCAUUGUUACCGUAUACGGCUUUGGGGUUGUUUUGUAUGAGUUGUGUAAUCGUAGAUAUAUACGAGUGAGAUAAGAUAUAUACCGUGAGUGUUUCUUUUUUGCC
Messenger RNA from Mytilinidion resinicola, 1989 nucleotides. Its product is annotated as cora-domain-containing protein. The transcript has 3 exons. Lineage: Eukaryota; Fungi; Ascomycota; Dothideomycetes; Mytilinidiales; Mytilinidiaceae. Bases 62 to 1720 code for a protein of 552 amino acids. Gene Ontology annotation, molecular function: magnesium ion transmembrane transporter activity. Gene Ontology annotation, cellular component: mitochondrial inner membrane. Gene Ontology annotation, biological process: mitochondrial magnesium ion transmembrane transport. The record is from RefSeq and is a predicted model, not a curated record.